This is a messenger RNA of Anopheles cruzii, 665 nucleotides long. RefSeq lists its product as uncharacterized. Gene Ontology annotation, molecular function: nucleic acid binding. Lineage: Eukaryota; Metazoa; Arthropoda; Insecta; Diptera; Culicidae. Gene Ontology annotation, biological process: DNA integration. The record is from RefSeq and is a predicted model, not a curated record. The annotation marks the transcript as partial. The transcript has a single exon.
AUGGCCCCUUUGUUGGAGCAAAGGCUCACACCCUACCUACGACCGUUCAGCUACGUAGGCCUGGACUAUCUUGGGCCGUACCAUGUGACGAUCGGCCGGCGUACGGAGAAACGUUGGGUGGCGUUAUUCACCUGCUUAGUGACACGAGCUAUUCAUCUGGAGACGGCACACGGCCUGACAACCCAGUCAUGUUUGAUGGCAAUCCAUCGAUUCAUCGGCCGUCGUGGUUGGCCUUCGGAGAUAUUCUCUGACAACGGAACGAACCUACGAGGGGCCAGCAAGGAGAUAGCGAAUACGGUGCGCGAGAUCGGUGCGGACUGUGCCGAUGAGAUGACCAACGCCCGUACCCGAUGGACGUUCAACCCUCCCGCUGCUCCACACAUGGGUGGCGUAUGGGAACGUCUAGUUCGCUCGGUGAAGGAGGUGCUCGCGGUUAUGGACGACGGAAAGCAGCUGACUGAUGAGAUCCUGCAGACAGCCUUGGUAGAAGCUGAGGACAUCAUCAACUCACGCCCGCUCAUCUAUAACUCGCAGCAGUCGGAAGAUGCCGAAGCCCUCACACCAAAUCAUUUCCUGCGCGGGGUGUCGCCGAAUCAGCCGAAUGAGAUCCUCCCUGCCCCACCCCUGGACGUAGCCCUACGCGAUGCUUUCCAACGAUCUCAACA